Cryptotermes secundus is the source of this 2496-nucleotide messenger RNA. RefSeq names its product transcription factor RFX3. Lineage: Eukaryota; Metazoa; Arthropoda; Insecta; Blattodea; Kalotermitidae. The record is from RefSeq and is a predicted model, not a curated record. Gene Ontology annotation, biological process: regulation of transcription by RNA polymerase II. Gene Ontology annotation, molecular function: DNA-binding transcription factor activity, RNA polymerase II-specific; RNA polymerase II cis-regulatory region sequence-specific DNA binding. The transcript has a single exon. The coding region runs from base 322 to 1419 and encodes 365 amino acids.
GUGUUUACAACAAUUCUUCUGUUGUUGUAGCUUAAUUACUGAAUGUUACGAUUCGGCUGCCUAACAACAGCCAUAUAUACCUGUCUAAUUAGCAGAGAAUCUGAAUAAUCUCCACUGUUAAAACCCGUAACCAAGAAACGUCUAGUGAAAGCAGAGAAUACUUCAUGUGUACUGUAGUUACAGUAAUAUUUGGAGUGUAUAAUUCGGUGAUACUCUUAUAAUUACGAGUCAUAAACAUUCAUCAGACUCAGUUACUAAUCCAAACGCCGUAUCUAGUGAUUAAGACGUGAUAUCUUCUGUCAGAAGUAGUGAAACUCAGCAAUGAAUGCCUGGGGUUCCGGGCAGAAUGAAUUUAGAGGAACACUUCAAGCAGCUGGAACUUCAGCCACUGUGGCACCUCAACAUUACAUCACAUUGUUAGUUAAUGGCUCAUACGCACACCCGGUUACUUUGCAGAGAGUACAGCCCACUUAUGUGCCGUUUGUACAGGACUCACGAAACCAGGCCUACUAUGCGAGAACCGAUGUACCGAUAUCAUACCCACAGCACAUGGUAAGGGAGCCUGGGGCUAACUACACCACACAGCAUGGCCAGUACUACCCCGAGAGCACCACUGCAGCUAUAUACAGAAAUAUGGUGCGUGAUUUAAUGCAAGAAACUACUGCAGACCAGUCGCUUCCUAAGGAUAAUAGUGCUUACCUCAUCCAACAAGGUGUCCGUCAAGAUACUGCUCAUGAAUCCAUUGGAGCACAAAGCGUUAAUCUACAGGCAAAAAAAGGUGAUGCUGUCAACGUGAAGAAUAUUCUACCACGGAAUACAAACGCUGAUCCUUCUUCUCUGUAUGGUGAUGGGCAUCGUGAAUCCUCAAAAACCACCAUCACCUCUCCAAUCACUGUUCUUUGGUUGAUGCAAAACUACGAGGGAGCUGAGGGUAUGGCCCUUUCUUUUUCUACAGUGUACAAACAUUAUCUCAGUCACUGCAAGGAAAACAAAUUAAGGCCUGUUAAUCAGUCUUUAUUUGGGAAGCUCUUCCGUUCUGUUUUUCUUGGUUUGAAAACCAGAAGAAUUGGUACAAGGUUUAAUACCAAAUAUUAUUAUUAUGGGAUCCGUGUAAUUCCCGGAUCAGCAUUAAGUAAUCUGUCAGAAGACCCGAAGUCAGCUGUUCACCAACAAACAUCUUCGGAGGAUAACAAUUCAGUCCUGUCACGCUCAGAUAACUGUGGGAAUGGUACUCAGAAUAUAGACAACCAGUAUGCGCAAUAUAUCUAUAAUUUAGGCAGCUCUGAUAACGCCUAUUCGUCAGAACAGUAUCCACAACAACACCAGUUCAUAGGCCAGCCAGAAGCUAUGUCCAAUUUUCCGGAUACAACAUUUCCUUUAGGAUCUGACCUACCUGAUGCGGAUAAACUAUUUGGAUAAUGAUCCUAUUUCAUCAUUUCUACAGAGAACAUUGUGCAGCAUUCUUGGAUGCAGUUGUGAGCAUGGAAUUCCAGACAGCUGAGUUUGUAGAGAGAAUUCUGGAGAAACCAGGAUAACAGAAAUGACGAAUGUGAAGACAGAUAUUUUCCCCAAACGAAGCUGUAUUUGUUAUACAAGUGUGGGCCAGUUCAAGAUUUUUUCCGGCUUGUGUAUUACAUGUUCAGUCAGAAUUUAGUGAAACACGAGCAAUUCGCAACUUUGCAAAUGGACUGAAACCGGGUCCAACAGGAACCAUGACACAUUGCCCUGAGGAAAUUAGUGAAAGUGUUAACUGUGAGUGCUUUGGAGCAGACUUUACGGCGCUAUAUCUUAUAAACCUUUUGGAUGGAGCUGAACUUGCUGUCCUUCGGAACUCCUCAAAGAUAGACAGGAUGUUGGAUGACCUCAAUCCAGUUGACUUUCGUAGUAUACGAUCGUACAAGAACAGGCAUCAUCGGUGUGACAGUGUGAAGAUAGUUUGGUGCCACAACAAGAAGCGCACUUCAACAAGCCUCUAUAUCAGCAUAAUUAAUUGGAUCUGUUGGCAGCCUGGCUGAAAGUUUUCGUUACACAUGUCCUGGAACCGUGUGAAGAGAAAGCAAACUUUGUUAAGGCUUCAGCGGAGUUUUUACUCAGUUGGUCAUCCGUAGUCCAGAAAGCUUUGGCUCCUUUCAUCUGAUCCGUGAGCUGUAUGAAGAACACAUAUUGUUCCUUAUUGAGCACAAAGUGGGUUUAGAGACAGAGGAGUCUUCUAUUGCGGUCAUGGGAAGAAAUACAAUGAAUUGUGUCCAAUGUCAACUACUUCAUCCAAGCGAAGUGCUGCAAUGAGGAUGUGUCUCUUAUAAUAGGAGUUCCUGCCACUAUUGGAAUGAAGAUGACUACCAGAAUCCCGAUUGUUGGAACUAAUGAAGUUAGCCACCAUACACAGGGAGAGGGAACAUCCCCUCUGGAAGCCGCUACCAAACAACGGCUAGUGAAAACAGUAUCAGACUGAGAAGACCUACUGUGUCCGUCCCAUAGUGACUUGUAAAGUGUAGU